Molecule: messenger RNA, 2733 nt
Organism: Leptosia nina
Lineage: Eukaryota; Metazoa; Arthropoda; Insecta; Lepidoptera; Pieridae
Source: the annotation of a GenBank genome assembly
AUGUAUGGACUACUUUUAGAAAAUAUGGCGGAGUACAUCCGCCAGACGUAUGGGGAAGAACGAUGGGAGGAUAUACGGAGGCAGGCGGGCGUGGAACAGCCCUCGUUCUCCGUACACCAGGUCUACCCAGAAAAUCUUAUAGCGAGGCUGGCGAAGACAGCGCAAGAGGUCCUCGGCAUAACAGAAAAGGAAUUUAUGGACCAAAUGGGAGUGUAUUUCGUGGGCUUCGUCUCUCAAUACGGUUAUGACAGAGUACUAUCCGUUUUAGGUCGUCACAUGAGAGACUUUUUGAAUGGCUUGGAUAAUCUUCAUGAAUAUCUGAAGUUUAGUUAUCCAAGAAUGAGAGCGCCCAGUUUCAUUUGCGAGAAUGAGACACGGCAAGGCUUGACAUUGCAUUAUAGGUCUAAACGAAGAGGAUUUGUUUACUACGCCAUGGGCCAAAUACGGGAGGUAGCUCGCCACUUCUACCACAAAGAGAUGCGAAUAGAAUUACUUAGAGAAGAGUUACUCUUUGAUACAGUUCAUGUGACAUUUCAACUUACCUUCGACAACCGUGCUUUUACCCUGGCUUCACUCGCAAUGACCAGGGAAGAGAAACAUCUGCCGAUCAGCGCUUCUGCUCUCUUUGAAAUAUUUCCUUUCUGCAUUGUCUUUGGUUCAGACAUGGUGGUACGCAGUAUCGGCAACUCCUUGAUGGUUAUUCUGCCUGAUCUCGUCGGAAAGAAGAUUACUAACUGGUUUGACCUGGUUCGACCGCUGAUAGCAUUUAAGUUUCAAACGAUUCUGAAUCGCACGAACAACAUUUUCGAAUUGGUGACUGUAGAAGCAGUUAUGCAUGAGAAAGCGCCCGACAGGCGGAACGAGUUACUUCGAUUGUCUGAUGAAUCGGAUUGCACUACUGAAGAGAACCUACGGUUAAAGGGUCAAAUGAUCUACAUGGACAACUGGAGAAUGAUGAUGUACUUGGGCACUCCGGUCAUGCCUGAUCUCUCGGCCCUGGUUUCCACUGGACUCUAUAUCAAUGAUUUGUCUAUGCAUGAUUUUAGCAGAGACCUCAUGCUUGCUGGAACCCAACAGUCUGUAGAACUCAAGCUAGCCUUAGACCAGGAACAGCAGAAGAGUAAGAAGCUAGAGGAAUCGAUGCGGAAACUGGACGAAGAGAUGAAGAGAACAGAUGAGCUGCUAUACCAGAUGAUACCGAAGCAGGUGGCUGAUAGAUUGAGAAAUGGGGAAAAUCCUAUUGAUACAUGUGAGAUGUUCGACAGCGUAUCAAUACUUUUCUCAGACGUAGUGACCUUUACUGAGAUAUGCUCUAGAAUUACGCCGAUGGAAGUUGUAUCGAUGCUGAACGCUAUGUACUCUAUAUUCGACACUCUAACUGAAAGAAAUAGGGUGUACAAGGUGGAAACGAUAGGAGAUGCAUACAUGGUGGUGUCUGGUGCUCCAGAGAAAGAAGAUAAUCAUGCGGAGAAGGUGUGUGAUAUGGCGUUAGAUAUGGUGGACGCAAUCACGGACUUAAAAGACCCGAGUACUGGCUCUCAUUUAUCCAUUCGAGUAGGUGUCCAUUCGGGGGCUGUUGUGGCUGGGAUAGUAGGCUUAAAGAUGCCCAGGUACUGUCUCUUCGGAGACUCCGUGAAUACGGCAUCACGGAUGGAGUCCACCUCUGAAGCGAUGAGAAUUCACAUAUCGCAAACCACACAGGAAUUGCUGUCACCAUCGUACAGGGUGACAGAGAGGGGAGAGAUUCAAGUGAAAGGGAAAGGUGCAAUGAAAACCUACUGGCUAGAAGGCCGAGAAUCCCGGCCGUCCCUUACAAAAGUAAUAUCCCAAAUACAACCGGGACAAGAACUAGAAUGGGAACGAGCAGCGGAUGUCAGAGACAGUAUUGCAGAGCAUUCAGCCCAACAGUUCAACCACAAAGAGCUACAUAUCAUGUCAGCAAUGUCUCUCGUCAGUGCAGGAAACGUUCUGCCAUCUCCUACGCUAAAGCAACCGACCGUGACGUCACCCGCGGAAGAGAGGCGGAUGUAUUCACCCGUCACGUUUCAAGAUGUUGCCAGGCGGAGUAUCGCCAAUUCGCCAAAUAGGACGGAAAAAGAUAAAGAAUUUCGCCCAUUUCCCGAAUCAAGAUCAACGUCAGCCAGCGUAGGAGGGAUGUGGACUGAUGCUGAAUCAAUGGACCCCCAGCGAACUUUAGAUAGUUUAAAUUCAUCCUUUUGUUACAGUGCCACGUCUCCAUGUAGAGUUGGUACCGCGCCAUUGUUGGAUAGAGACAAGGAUUUCUACACUGCGACUCUUCGAGCCGGUGCACUCUCUCCGCCACGUUCAGCGCCUAUCAUAGACACAUCGUACGGGCCCAACACGCAAGUAACACAAAAUUCAAUAACACAUGUACGGACAGCAUCACAUAGUGGAGAUGAAAUAGAAACAGACGACACAGAAUACCAAGACGCUAAUCAUGGCAACACCCACGUUUGCACAGUUUCUGAAACCGUCGAGAAUAAUCACCCCAAACAGGGCAAAGUCGGACGUUUUCGGGCGAGAAUAGCACCAGGGCACCAUAAAGUGUGCGUAAAGGCCCCGAAAGAUUCUAUCAAGGAGAAAGCACAGGUACAAACAAAUCCCCACGGCCAUCACCAUACAAAAAACGUUAAUCAUCACCAGUGCUGCGGUGCAUUUGGUAAUCCACACGUUAGACAUAAAUCCAGCAAUCCCAGCUGUCGUUUAAUUUAA